Molecule: messenger RNA, 643 nt
Organism: Arachis stenosperma
Lineage: Eukaryota; Viridiplantae; Streptophyta; Magnoliopsida; Fabales; Fabaceae
Product: TATA-box-binding protein-like
Exons: 7
Coding region: 1-474 (157 amino acids)
Biological process (GO): DNA-templated transcription initiation
Molecular function (GO): DNA binding; RNA polymerase II general transcription initiation factor activity
Source: RefSeq, a predicted model, not a curated record
AUGGCUGACCAAGGAUUGGAGGGUAGCCAACCAGUGGAUCUGACCAAGCACCCCUCUGAGAUUUCAAGUUAUUUGUACUUCAAAAAUAUUGUGUCAACGGUUAAUUUGGACUGUAAGUUGGACCUUAAAACGAUUUCACUUCAAGCUCGUAAUGCAGAGUACAAUCCCAAACGUUUUGUUGCCGUGAUUAUGAGGAUCAGAGAACCAAAAACAACUGCUCUCAUUUUUGUAUCUGGCAAGAUGGUUUGUACUGGAGCGAAGAGUGAGCAACAGUCUAAAUUGGCUGCAAGAAAUUAUGCUCGAAUUAUCCAGAAGCUUGGUUUUCCAGCCAAAUUUAAGGAUUCAAGAUUUAAGAAUAUUCUUAGCUCUUGUGAUGUCAAGUUCCCCAUAAGGCUUGAGGGUCUUGCAUAUUCCCAUAGUGCUUUCUCAAGUAUUUUGUUUAAGGGCAGGAGUAAAGUGCCACUAAAGGAAUGAAGUUCCAUGAAACUGUAAAUAUUAAGACAAGAAAAAAAGAAACAUCUAGAUUGAUAUAAGUUAAGACCUAGCUGUUUUAGCUGUUGUUUCUGUGUUUUGAAUGUUCUAGUAAAGUGAAGCACAUUGUUGUUCUAAUCUAAUUGACAUUUCAAAACAAAACAUGAUUUUG